UCUUUUUCUGGAGGUAUACCUACUCAUAUAAUUUCUGAUUUUUGUACCUUUUUUUUUUAGAAUUUGAUUGAAGUUUAAAAAUGAAGAAUCAUACAAAGAACAUAGAGUUUAUUCCACUGAGACUGACAGGUAAUUCUCAGUUACAGAUUGUCAUUUUCUUGUUUCUACUUCUCAGUUACAUGUUGAGCAUGAUAAGGAACCUAACCACCAUUGCCCUCACUCUGCUGGAUUCCCAUCUCAAGACCCCAAUGUAUUUCUUCCUUUGUCCUUUCCCUUUCCUGGAAAUCUCAUUCACAACUGUUUUCAUCCUCAGAUUCCUCAUCACAACUGUAACCAGGGAAAAGACCAUUUCCUAUAAUGGUCGUAUGUCUCAGUUGUUUUUUUAUAUAUUUUGGGGGGUUACAGAGUCUUUCCUUCUGGCUGCUGUGUCCUAUGACCGCUACGUUGCCUACUGCAAACCCUUGCAUUGUACAUCCGUCAUGAGCAGCAGACUUUGUCACCAGCUUGCACUCAGCCCUUGGGUAACUGCAUUUUUGGUCAUUUUCCCGCCACUGUUUUUGUGUCUUCACUUGGAUUGUUGUGCUUCCAAUAUCAUUGACCCUUUCAUUUGUGACAUUUCUCCUAACUUCCAACUUUCUUGCUCAGACACACAUUUACUAGAAUCCAUUGCUUUUUUAAUAGCUCUGAUUAAAAUCAUUGUCACAUUGGUAUUAGUAAUCAUUUUUUACUCCUAUAUCAUGAAGAAAAUUGUAAAAUUCUCUUCAGCUCAGCAAAAGAAAAAAGCCUUUUCCACCUGCUCUUCUCACAUGAUUGUUGUCUCCAUCACUUAUGCCGGUUGUAUCUUCAUCUACAUAAAGCCAGCAGCAAAUGAAAGAGUUACUUUAAGCAAAGGAGUAGCUGUGCUCAGUACUUCAGUUGCCCCUUUGUUGAACCCAUUCAUUUAUACUUUGAGGAACCAGCAAGUAAAACAAGGCUAUAAUUGUCCUAUUGAAUGUACAGUAUACAACCUUUUUUUUUUUUUUUCACUUUGGUACUGA
Loxodonta africana (African savanna elephant) is the source of this 1037-nucleotide messenger RNA. Its product is annotated as olfactory receptor 6C70-like. Bases 81 to 1037 code for a protein of 318 amino acids. Gene Ontology annotation, cellular component: membrane. The record is from RefSeq and is a predicted model, not a curated record. Gene Ontology annotation, biological process: G protein-coupled receptor signaling pathway. NCBI's taxonomy places the organism in Eukaryota, Metazoa, Chordata, Mammalia, Proboscidea, Elephantidae. Gene Ontology annotation, molecular function: G protein-coupled receptor activity; olfactory receptor activity. The transcript has a single exon.